Closterium sp. NIES-67 is the source of this 2365-nucleotide messenger RNA. The record is from the annotation of a GenBank genome assembly. Lineage: Eukaryota; Viridiplantae; Streptophyta; Zygnematophyceae; Desmidiales; Closteriaceae.
GCUGUGUGAGUCUGACCGUCCUCCUCAGCACGGCCACAUCCAGUCAGCUCUUUUCUUAUUUUGCCUAGCUGCCUGUCGAUUCCAACAACUUCAGUACGACUCGAUUCCUUUCAAGCGCGCUCGGACAAAGCUUUGGAUUCUCGUUGCGACUACCGCCACCAUGUGUCAGAGACCUACCCCGCUUACGCAUUUCAAUCUCAAAACAGUUUCCGCACGCCUCGCCCGCGCCCGUCACGAGCGCAACCCCCCAGCGCCGCUCGCUGGCGGAGCACGUCCCGCCGCCGCGACGACGUUGCGCGCUGCCCUGGGGGCCUCGUCAGCGGCCGCGAGCUGCAGAAAGCGACGGCGCCUGGAGCCAUGCGACGGCUCCGCCGGCCGCGUGCCCAGCAGCCCUCCCGCGGCACGAGCUCCCGCGAAAUGCGUGACCGUGGCGGACGCGCUGGCGCAGCUGGUCGGACUGGCGAGCCCCGCGCGAGCACGAAAUGCCAUCCCAAUCCAUGAUAGUGCGUGCCCCAUCGCGGCGAGCGCGGAUACGGGCCUCGCCAACGGGCGCGGCGACGGCAUGGAGGGCUCCGAGGGGGCGCGGGCGCGGAUCGACUCAGUGGCCGCCAAUCCCGACGCCGCAAUACACGACUGGGCCGGUUUUGCGGGCAGGCGUGACUCGUCUGCUGUCGCUGACGGCUGCCCAGGGGCGGACUCCCCCGCAGCCGCGGCCUUGCACGGCAUGCCGGUCGCCCGCGAGCUCGUGGGCCUGCCGUGCCGCGACGACGCCCUCUGCCCUCCGCGUCACCACGCCAUCGCGUUUCCCCUCCCCGCCCUGCCGCCUUCCGCCGCCUCCGCUCAGCCUGGCUGCCAUGGCUGGGAGCGCGCGGGCAUGAUAGCGCGGGCGGGACUGGAAGAGACGAUUCCAGGAAUCCAGCAGCGGGGUGCGGGAGGUGGAGGAGCGGCGGGACUGGUGCCACUGGCGGCAGCGCUGGGUGUGCACUCGUUGGGGGCGUUGGAGGCGUUGGCGGCACUGGAUGCAUUGCAGGCAUUGGAGUCAGUGGGUCCGCCUGCCUGCACUGCCCACGGCCAUGCGCGUCCGACCCACGCCACCACCACCACCACCACCACCACCACCACCACCACCACCACCACCUCCUCCUCCUCUUCCUCCCUCCCCCCCGCCUCCCAGCGGCCCCUCGCUCCCCCCACUCCCGCGCCCCACUCCCCUCCGCCCCUUAUGGCGUUCCACCAGCGCCACACGCAGGUGACACGCAGGCAGCGCACCGCGCGUGUGCACGCCAGGUGGGCGGAGAGGAGCGCAGCACGGAAGGGGGGCGCAGCAGCGCAGGCGGGCACAAUAGGGGGGGUGCUGCAGCGGCUGGUGACGCAGAAGAGAGUGGCACGGGCUGGGCAGGCGGCACAGGGCAUCAGAGAGGGGCAGGCAGGGCGAGGGCGGGCAUGCGCGGCGCUGAAUGCAGCAGUGCGGGGGGGAGGUGGGGGACAGGGGCACGUGGAGGACGAGGUGUGCCGCGCAGGGGGGUGGCUGGAGGCGCAUGAUGACGUGGGAGUGGCGUGCGGUGAGACCAGCAAUGGGAGUGACGUGCUGCAUGAGCCAACCAGCAAGCUCCAUGACACGGCUACAGCUGCUGCUACAGCCGCCGGUGCGGGCUGCACCACAGCAGGCGGUGAGGACGCCUCAGGCGCUCAGGUGGACGCGUGGCUGGUGUUUCCUCAAGAGCCGUGUGGCGACAGCACGUGGGCUGCUGCACCGUGUGUGUGCAGUCGGUCCGUGGGGCACGUGUUGGUGAGUGAGGGAUGCGUUUGGUGCCGCGAGGGGAGGGCAGAGUGGCAGGCUGGCACGUGAAGCACAGCAUGUGGGGCAGCAGAAGGGGGGGGGAGCAGGCGGGUGUGGGUGAGGGCAAGGGCACCGCACGCACCCCAAGGUAGACAUGAGGCGGCGCGGCGCAUGGAGUUGAAUCAGGAGUGCGGUCGUUGCAGGGCGAGCGCUUGCAGGGCUCGGUGCAGAGUGGAGACAACGGCAAGAGGCAAUGGCAGGUGGUGGCAUGGAUGGCACAGCCAACGGCAGGGGUGGAGGAGGUGCGGACAACAGAGAGCGGCGAGAGGGGGAGGGGGGGGGGGGGGGGUUUGAUGGAACGGACUGCUGUGGCAGGAGGCGUGAGGGUGGGCCGAGGGAAUGGCAGAAGGCAAAACGUAGGUGCUGGGGAGGAGCAUGCUGCAACACAAGCUGGUACUUCUGAACAUAUUGUUUAGUGCUUGCCCUACAGGCUGCAUGUGCUUGUGUGCUGCUCCAUAACAGGACUACCCAGCCUUCAAAGCAUGCAGAUUAGCAGACUAUCUUAUUCACCAUAGCUUGUAAAAG